AUGGAUCCCAUCAAGGCGGACAACAUCUUCUAUCACAAUCUACUGAUCAAAAAAUUUCAUCUUGUGCUUCACCUCGCUCAGUGCGUCAGUUUUCUGCCCUACCCAUCCUACGUUCUACGGCAAGCCCUAGAUAAUCGCCUUGGUGUUUGCACUUGGAUACUGCGUCUUUUGAACGGUACACUGGCCGUCCUAAUUUUUAGUAUCUCUUUACUCUGCUACCUCGCCCUGUACAUUUACUAUCCGGAGCUGGUGUACAAGGGGACCCUGCCGGCGGUUCUACAAAUUAUGUAUCAUGUGGAAAAUUGGUUGCGAGUGUUGCUGGUCCUGGUAGCAUUGGUUGGACCGAGGCGUAGUGCACGAUUCGCUCGCGAAACGAUCGACACACUGGUGCACAUAAUGAAGCUAUUCGAUCGUAUGGAGCUGAUGCAAGCCGUACUGGGAGAAACUUCUAUCAUCACCAACCGGCUGUUGCUACUCUACUGCUGCCAUGCGUUGAUCGUUACCGUCACUGUGUGGAUCAGUACCGAACAUCCAAUCUCCACGCUGCUAAACGUGAGCUACCUAGCACCGUACAUUACUAUCGCCAUUUACAUCCUGCUGUAUCAGGCACUGCUAUCAUCGAUUGGUGGAAUUGUGAGAUGCCUCAAUGAUAGUUUGCGUGAUGUUACGCUGUUGGAGAAAAAGCAUCCUGCACGACCGUAUGGAAAGCACACAACAAUCAGUUAUAUAAAGCUGUCGAGUGCGAACCAAGCACAUGACCACCAUGUGACUGUGGCAACUGUCGAGAAAUUAUCGACCCUGCAUAUGGCGCUCAUGUGUUUGACACGAGAUGCAAACAAGCAUUUCGGUGUGCUGAUCCUGAUCAUCUUGCUGUCUACGUUCAUACAAAUCAAUAUGCUCUUGAUCGAACUGUACCACAACAUCGGUCAUCCUACGUUAGAAGAGUACUGUUUGUGGGUUUUAUUCCUGCAUGCCAUCGUACACUUUACAUUCUUCUUUGUAAUUGCAAAAUCGAACCAUUCGAUCCAGCAGCAGGUACCACCAGAUUAGAUCGGAUUGUGUUACAUCCUUGCUAAUGGCGUACAAUUUUUAUUGCAGAAUGAACGCACCUUGCUCCUGUUGCAUGAAUUUAAAUGUUCCUGGAGCAGUGAACAAAACAUGGCGAUUGAACAUUACAUUUCGCAGAUUACCAAUCUGCAGGACGUUCAUCAGGCCUGCGGCAUGAUCAAUUUGGAUAUGAAACUUAUCUCUAACGUUGUUGCUGCGAUAACAUCGAUCAUGGUUGUGCUGAUACAAUUUUCAGAUUCUGGAGAGUAA
Molecule: messenger RNA, 1317 nt
Organism: Anopheles maculipalpis
Lineage: Eukaryota; Metazoa; Arthropoda; Insecta; Diptera; Culicidae
Gene: Gr59f
Product: putative gustatory receptor 59f
Exons: 3
Biological process (GO): sensory perception of taste
Cellular component (GO): dendrite; neuronal cell body; axon
Source: RefSeq, a predicted model, not a curated record